This is a messenger RNA of Sitophilus oryzae (rice weevil), 1000 nucleotides long. Its product is annotated as myb/SANT-like DNA-binding domain-containing protein 3. The transcript has 4 exons. The record is from RefSeq and is a predicted model, not a curated record. Lineage: Eukaryota; Metazoa; Arthropoda; Insecta; Coleoptera; Curculionidae. Bases 276 to 965 code for a protein of 229 amino acids.
UAUUCAUAGUCAUUCGCCGGCGAGGCGUUGAAAAAUCUCCCAGUCGCACCGCCAGCGAACUUUCGGCGAAGCGAACGAUAUCAAUUUUGAAUGCAUAGACGAUAUCCUCGCCGUCGCCGCGCUGGCAACUCGCUAUGACUCGUGUGGCGAUUUGAGCAAGCGCAUUUAAUUUGUUUAUGUGUUUUCCGUCCACGGCACGCGACGAUUUUUAAACCAGAGCGCGGUACUGAUCCCAAAACGUUUUUCUUGUUAUUAUUGUUUGUUGUCUUUUUGCAAUGGCGGUAAAAUAUUCGGCAAGUGAUAAGGAACAAUUUAUUAAAAUGUUGAUAAACUAUCCUAUUAUAGAAGAUAAAAGGACUGAUUCCUAUAAUAUUGAGAAGAAGAAAAAAGCAUGGGAUAAAAUUACGUUAGAGUAUAAUGAGGUAGCUACAGAAAAGAGAACAGUAAUCCAGUUAAAAAGAUUAUGGGAUAAAAUAAAAAGAAGCAGGAAAAGUGCGUUAGCUGAAGAGAGGCGUGAAGUGAUGGCCACAGGAGGCGGGCCGUCUAAACCACUACCACCUUAUUCACAACCCGAAGUAGAUGCCCUGAUACCUCAUCUCGAUUAUGAAGUUAAUAUUGAAGAUGAUUCUGAUGGCAUAAAUUUAAAAAAUACAGAAGUUGUACGGUCAUCAGAAGAGGCAACUGCUUCAACGGUAUCAGUCACCUCUUACGUCUUAGUGCCAGAAACCCCAACAUUAUCCACUCCAUUAAACCCAAGUGCUGUUAAAGUCUCGCGCCCCCCUAAAAAAAAGGAAGAUCAUCUUGAUCAGUUGACCAAGGCAAGGUUAGGCCUAGUUGAAAAGGAAGAAUCAUAUAUGAAAGAACUUCAUGAUAUCCGUAUGGAGGAGGCGAAAUAUAAGGCGGCGGCUGCCAAGUUCGUAAUGUUACAAGAAGAGGCAAAAUGGAAGAAAAGUAGAGAUGAAUAAAUAAACGAUUAAUUUAAUAAUUAAUAAAUGAUUAA